AUGCCCAACCAAUAUAGGGCUCCUGAGGUCGUACUCAAAAUGAGUUGGGACCAAAAGGUGGACGUCUGGAACAUGGCUCUGGUCGCCUGGGAUAUCGUCUCUACCCGGAGUCUUUUUCAAGGUCGGAAUACAGACGGUAUCUUUGAUGACCGGGUUGACAUUGCUGAGAUGAUCGCUCUCGUUGGAUCUCCUCCUCCGGAAUUUUUUCACAGGAGCGAGGUCGGCUAUAUCUCGCACCGGUUUCCGAUAUCACACUCGAGAGUUUGGGUGCCAAAAUCCAAGGCGACAAUAAGGAAAGCUUUUUCUGGUGGUAACGAAAGGCACUGCAAUGGAACCCCGAGGAUAGACCAACAGCCCACGACCUCAUGUUUAACGAGUGGUUGUUAG
Molecule: messenger RNA, 387 nt
Organism: Penicillium alfredii
Lineage: Eukaryota; Fungi; Ascomycota; Eurotiomycetes; Eurotiales; Aspergillaceae
Exons: 3
Coding region: 1-387 (128 amino acids)
Source: RefSeq, a predicted model, not a curated record